Molecule: messenger RNA, 1103 nt
Organism: Aplosporella prunicola CBS 121167
Lineage: Eukaryota; Fungi; Ascomycota; Dothideomycetes; Botryosphaeriales; Aplosporellaceae
Exons: 8
Coding region: 59-1024 (321 amino acids)
Molecular function (GO): methyltransferase activity
Source: RefSeq, a predicted model, not a curated record
CGCCCGGACUUGCAUUCAACAACAUCCACGAUAACGAGAUAGCGAGACCGACAAGUGAAUGAUGGCCUCAGAAACAUCGAGAGAGUCGGAAAGCGACUACGAGGACUCCUCCUUGGGCAGCGACGCCGAGAGCAGUUUACAUUCUUUGGAAUCGUGGGUAGAGAAGGAUAGGGAAGAAAAUGGCCGCCGGUACCACUCAUUCAAAGACGGAGCCUAUCUCAUGCCGAAUGACGAACACGAAUUGGACCGCCUCGACCUGCACCACCACGUUACGCUGUUAAUGAUGGAUGACAAGUUGCAUUUUGCGCCACUCGAGAGUCCCCAUCGUGUUUUGGAUGUCGGGACUGGAACAGGGAUAUGGGCGAUCGAUUUUGCGGACUUGUUUCCCGCGGCUUCGGUCAUCGGUACGGACCUGUCACCAGUACAGCCUAAAUGGGUCCCUCCGAAUCUUGAAUUCCAAAUAGAUGACGCCGAAGACGAGUGGACCUUUCACGAUAAGUUCGACUAUAUCCACAUACGCAGCAUGGCCGGAUCGUUUGGAGACUGGAAUAAGCUCCUGGCGCAAGCGUUCGCGAACCUUAACCCCGGCGGAUACGUCGAAAUCCAAGAGCACGAAGCGUGGUACAACUGCUACGACGAUUCAUUGGAGAAGGCGCCCAACAUCAUGAACUGGAUGACAAAGCUCAGGGAGGCAUCGGAGAAGAUCGGAAAACCUUUCUUAAUGCUGAAUACGCUUGCGAAGACUCUCGAAAAUGUCGGAUUUGUCGACGUCAAUCAAACUAUCAUGGAAGUGCCCACUGGCCCGUGGAAAGAAGACAAGAAGUUCAAACUCGCGGGCAUGUACCAGCGCGAGCAGAUGAUCGAAGCGGCGAGCGCGUAUGGCACCGCACACUUUACGCGCGUGCUCGGGUGGAGUCUCCAGGAAUACCAGGUUUUGAGCAGCCGUGUCCGCAAGGAAAUGCGUAAUGAAGAUCUCCGUCUUUGGUCGAAGCUUUAUGUUGUACAUGCUCGGAAGCCUGCAUGAUAGGUGGCAAUGCCAUUGUCAAAUAUUUCUCUGUGUCCUUGUGAAUAGGGCCGUAAUACAUUCCGCAUGUAUAUCUGAC